AUAUACAGAAAGAUUGGAGAAAGAGAAUUUCAAGCCUUACAAAAAGACAAGUCAUAAUAACUCACCUCUGGGAAGAUCACAAGGGAAAAAGAAGGAAUUUGUUAAAAAUACAAGUAGAAACUCUAGCAUUUCAAGAUCUCGCAGUAUAUCUCAAAAGGCACUAUCAUAUAUCGAGGCAGACCAAAAGACAUCAAACCAUGACAAUGUACUCGAAGAAAUUCUUAGAAGGCUUCAUAAUAUUGAAGAAAAACAGGGAACUUAUGUUCCCUAUCGCUCCUAA
Molecule: messenger RNA, 280 nt
Organism: Dentiscutata heterogama
Lineage: Eukaryota; Fungi; Glomeromycota; Glomeromycetes; Diversisporales; Gigasporaceae
Source: the annotation of a GenBank genome assembly